Messenger RNA from Cylindrotheca closterium, 1297 nucleotides. Lineage: Eukaryota; Bacillariophyta; Bacillariophyceae; Bacillariales; Bacillariaceae. The record is from the annotation of a GenBank genome assembly.
AUGACUAAAGAUGAAGAUGGUCCCAUGACUAAAGAUGAAGAUGGUCCCAUGACUAAAGAUGAAAAGGAAUUUCUUUUGAAUGAUUCUUUGCUUCGUAUACCUACGCCAAAACAAGACGUAAAUUCCAUGGAGGAUUUGAUGAGGAAAAAGCGACUUUCACCUACAUCUUUGGUGAUUUGGAAGACAAUUGGAGGAACUGAAAUUGGAAAAGUUUUACGAGUAUUAUUUGAUUCAGGAGGAUUGCAUACAAUGGUCAAUGCAAGGGCGAUUCCUAAAGAUGCUAAGGUACAAAGUAUUCAAAAUGCGAAGAAGUGUACUACUGUUGCUGGUGAUUUCGUUUCUGACAAAUGUGUAAAAUUGCGGGAUGGAGUCUUUCCCAAAUUUGACAAACACCGCAGAAUCGCAGGUGUCGACGGUGUCAAGGCGAAUGUCUUCGAUUCGCCAACAUGUCCACAUGACGUCAUAAUCGGACGCGACCUUCUACACGAAAUGGGCUUGGAUAUCCAAUUUUCAAACGGACAAGGCAAAUGGAUAGACAAGUUCAUUCCAAUGAAGGCUCCAGAUCAUUGGCAAAAUCACACCAACUACUCAAUGGCAUUGGAUCGCGAUGUUCUGGAUAUCUACGAUGAUGAUGAUGAUGAUGAUGAUGAUGAUGAUGAUGAUGAUGCCUUUAUCAUGGAUGCGAAAUAUGAAGCUACUUCAGGUGCUGAAGUUGCUGACAAGCAAAAGCAUCUAACUGAAGGUCAACGCAAACUUUUGGCUCAAGCGUUGCAGAAUACAGACGAGAUUUUUGAUGGUCAACUCGGCCAUUACAAGCAUGAGAAGGUUCACUUGGAGCUCAUUGAGAAUGCGCAACCCGUGUUUUCAAAAGCGUAUUCUGUGCCGAAGCAACAUGAACCUGCAUUCCUCAAAGAGUUGAAACAUCUACGAGAGAUUGGAGUCCUUGAACGAACAGGACCGUCAGAAUGGGCGUCGCCAACAUUCAUCAUUCCAAAGAAGGACGGUAGGGUGCGAUGGAUCAGCGAUCUCCGACAGCUGAACAAGAAUGUCAAGCGUAAAGUAUACCCCUUGCCUUCAAUUGAUGACAUUGCUGCGCGUCGUUCUGGCUACAAGUAUUUCACAAAACUUGAUCUCACAAUGAUGUAUUAUUCUUUUGAAUUGGAUGAGCCAAGCAAAAAACUUUGCACGAUCAAUACCCAGUACGGUUUGUACCAAUACAACCGAAUGGCAAUGGGAUUGAAACCGGCUCCUGAUUUUGCCCAAUACUAUAUCGAAAAAACUCUACGCGACCUAAAAG